UUAUAUUUGUAAGAGAUAUAUACAUUUGUGGAGAGGAAUCAAUACUCUUUCUAUUUAUUUGGAAUUAUUUGUUUUGGUCCAAAGAUAUGUGUCUGAUCCACUUGUACUCUUCUAUAUUUUUAAACCAAUCCAUUACCACAUACACUCCCUCCUUAGACAGACCUCUCUAUCUUGUACUCUUCAGGAAAAUUACAUAGCUAUCCUUCAUUCCACUAGCUCUCUUCUGUUCAUUACUCUUGGUGGUAAGGGUAGUUUGUGGUUUUCUUUGUUUGGAGAAUAUGGCUUCUCUGUUUGGUCACAAUUAUUAGAGGAAAAGAGAGGAAGAAGCUCUUUUGGUUGAUCUUAUUCUCUCGUCUAGUACGUUACGGCACGUCUUCUUCAUGAGAAGGACCUGAAACAGUGUUCCAUGGUGAAUUUCUUGAGUGAGAAGAAACUGCCACCCUACUGUUCGUAAUAUGUCAGCAAAGAAGAAAGAUCUUUUGACCUCAGCUAUGAAGAGAACCAGUGAAUGGAUUUCUUCUCAGGAAGUCUCUAGUGAUAUCACCGUUCAUGUUGGAGAAGCUUCGUUUUCACUGCACAAGUUUCCACUCUUGUCAAAAUGUGGGUUUAUCAAGAAACUUAUGUCUGAAUCAACCAAAGAUUCAGAUUCCACCGUUAUCAAAAUCCCGGAUAUCCCCGGAGGCUCCGAAGCAUUUGAGCUAGCAGCUAAGUUCUGCUAUGGCAUUAACUUCGAUAUGAGUACAGAGAACAUUGCGAUGCUGAGAUGUGCAGCAGAGUAUCUAGAGAUGACAGAGGAACACUCUGUGGAAAAUCUCGUCGUAAGAGCUGAAGCUUACGUGAAUGAAGUAGCUCUCAAGAGCUUAUCGAGUUCAAUCACAGUCUUGCAUAAAUCAGAGGAAUUGUUGCCCAUUGCUGAAAGAGUGAAACUUGUAAGCCGUUGCAUUGAUGCGAUUGCAUAUUUGACCUGUCAAGAGAGCCUAUUUUGCAGUCCUUCUUCAAGUAAUAGCGGGAACAAUGAGGUUGUGGUUCAGCAGCAGAGCAAGCAGCCUGUAGUUGAUUGGUGGGCUGAAGACUUAACGGUUCUUAGGAUUGAUUCGUUUCAACGUGUACUGAUCGCAAUGAUGGCUAGAGGGUUUAAGCAGUAUGGACUUGGUCCAGUGCUUAUGCUUUAUGCUCAGAAAUCUCUUCGAGGGUUGGAGAUUUUCGGGAAAGGAAUGAAGAAGAUUGAACCAAAACAAGAACACGAGAAAAGAGUGAUUCUUGAAACAAUCGUAAGCCUUCUUCCUCGAGAGAAAAACGCAAUGUCCGUUAGCUUUCUCUCGAUGCUUCUACGUGCAGCGAUAUACCUUGAAACAACGGUUGCUUGUAGACUUGACUUGGAAAAGAGAAUGGGAUUACAAUUAGGACAAGCAGUGCUCGACGAUCUCUUGAUUCCUUCUUAUUCAUUCACUGGAGAUCACUCCUUGUUUGAUACAGACACUGUUCAACGCAUACUCAUGAACUAUCUCGAGUAUGAAGUUGAAGGAGUCCGCUUAAGCAACAAUGGUGUUGAUCUUGCAGGUGAUAUGGAACGUGUUGGUAAAUUGAUGGAGAAUUAUAUGGCUGAAAUUGCUUCUGAUAGAAAUGUGAGCUUGCAGAAAUUCAUCGGUUUAGCUGAACUUAUCCCUGAACAGUCUAGGGUUACUGAAGAUGGCAUGUAUCGAGCCGUCGACAUCUACCUUAAGGCCCACCCGAAUAUGAGUGAUGUAGAGAGGAAGAAAGUGUGCAGCUUAAUGGAUUGCCAAAAACUAUCGCGAGAAGCCUGCGCUCAUGCAGCUCAGAAUGAUCGUCUCCCCGUUCAGACCAUUGUUCAAGUCCUUUACUACGAACAACAACGUCUACGAGGAGAAGUCACUAAGGACGCAGAUUCUCCAGCACCACCUCCACCAGCAGUUGCAGCAGCUGUUCUUCCUCCCAAACUCAGCUCCUACAACGACGAACUCUCAAAGCUUAAACGCGAAAAUCAGGACUUGAAGCUCGAACUUCUCAAAAUGAAAAUGAAGCUUAAAGAGUUUGAGAAAGAGAGUGAGAAGAAAUCAUCAUCAUCAACCAUCAGCACCAAUCCAAAUUCACCGAUCUCAACUGCUUCCAUGGAUAAGCCUCCAUUGCCAAGAAAGUCGUUCAUAAACUCUGUUUCAAGAAAACUCGGAAAGCUAAACCCUUUUGGCAUCACGCCAUACAGUGGUAGAGGCAGAACCAAACCACCCAAAGAUCGGAGACACUCUAUUUCUUGAAAACCAUAUUAAUAUUAUACACAUAAUAAGUAUAUGUUUACUUGUUCAACAAAAGAAAGUAUAUGUUUACUUUUUGUUGGGACUUCUAAGUUCUGAAUCAAGGAUUUAUUUUUUCCCUA
Capsella rubella is the source of this 2392-nucleotide messenger RNA. Its product is annotated as BTB/POZ domain-containing protein SR1IP1. Lineage: Eukaryota; Viridiplantae; Streptophyta; Magnoliopsida; Brassicales; Brassicaceae. The transcript is spliced from 5 exons. The record is from RefSeq and is a predicted model, not a curated record. Gene Ontology annotation, molecular function: protein binding. Bases 456 to 2273 code for a protein of 605 amino acids.